This is a messenger RNA of Dimorphilus gyrociliatus, 3430 nucleotides long. NCBI's taxonomy places the organism in Eukaryota, Metazoa, Annelida, Polychaeta, Dinophilidae. The record is from the annotation of a GenBank genome assembly.
AAUGGCUUUAGAACUUGGUGGUUUAUCUAUUUCAAGUUCCAAAUUACAAAAUAUACCUCUAGAUACUACUGAGCUUAAUUAUGGAAGAACUAAUCAGGCCUACUGCAAUUCCUUUUCCGAUGGAAUAGAUACAUCUACUACUAGUGGUGCGAUUGAAUUAGGUCGGAUUGAAGGAACAACGUCGCAACUUCGUCCACCUAAAAGAGAUUUAGCGUUGGAAAAUGUUAGUUACACUGUCAAAGAUUCAACAUCUUCGAUUAUUGAGAGUCUUAUUAAUUUUGAGGUACCAAAAAAUUGUGGCACUUUUAAGUCUAAUGGAAGAAAGACUAUUUUAAAAGAUGUGAGCUUCCGUAUAAAUUCCGGUCAAAUGUUAGCCAUACUGGGAAGUUCUGGUAGCGGUAAAACAACGCUCUUAGACAUUAUUUCAGAGAGGCAUAAUGGUGGACAGGUGGAGGGAUCGGUAAAAAUAAACGGAAAAAAUCGGACUAAAGCAUCCAUUAGGCGAUGUUCCGCUUACGUUAGACAGGACGACAGACUCUUACCCCAUUUAACCGUUAAGGAAACUUUAUUCUUCGUAGGUCGGCUCAAAUUGCCCUCUAGCUACAGUUCGAAGGAGGUCAAGCAGCGGAUCGAUGACGUUAUUGCUGAAUUAGGCUUGAGGCACGUGACCGAUACCAAAGUUGGUGGUCAUGAAGUAAGAGGGGUAUCAGGUGGUGAAAGGAGAAGAGUAUCAAUCGGAGUACAACUCCUAAUUGAUCCAAGUAUUAUAUUUUUGGAUGAACCAACAUCCGGUUUAGAUGCAUUUACUGCUCAUUAUCUUAUAGAUACCCUAUCGAAAUUAGCUUCCAACAAUCGGACUAUUCUUAUGACGAUUCACCAGCCUAGAUCAGAUAUCUUUGAACUAUUCGAUCUUGUCCUUCUUUUGAGCCAAGGAGAGCAGAUUUACUUUGGUGCGGCCAACGAAAUGGUUGAAUAUUUUAGUAGUCUUGGCUUUCCUUGUCCUUCUCUUACGAAUCCGUGCGAUUUCUUUAUUGACCUAAUAACGAUCGAUAGGUCUUCGGAGGAAAGUGAGAAACGAAGUUCAAGCAGAGUAUCGGAAUUUGUUGCUCACUUUGCAAGAAAGGGCUCAGGGGAAACUAGAGCAAGUUUUGCAACAAACGAGUUUGCAAGUAAUUACCUAACUCCCAGCGAAAAUGAGGUCGAUAAUGUUAUAGAAGAAGCUGAGGCGAGAAUUUCAACGCAGAAGCGCGUCAAUACUUUCCGUCAGUUUACUCUCCUUUUCAAGAGGGCUUUAAGGAAUAAUUACUCGGACAAAGCGUUUAUAGGCGUUCAAGCGGCUGAGGCCAUUUUUAUGUCAGUCAUGAUCGGAUUGCUCUAUUUCAAGUUGGAGAGGACUCAAAUAGACAUGAGAGACAGAUUAGGCUUACUUUACAUUAUAGCUGCAUUAUACCCUUACAUGGUAAUAUUAGACGUGGUUGGAUUUCAUCAUAAACAGAGAGCAACAAUAUACAGUGAACUUGAAGAUAAUCUUUAUUCUGUUCCUGCCUUCUUCUUUUCAAAAGUCUUAAGUGAAAUACCAGAACACAUCAUCUUUGUUUCUCUUUACUGCAUUCCAUUCUAUUUCUUAGCUGGCUUGCAAACUGAUCCCAAGAUGUUCUUUCAGGCGUUUGCAUUAAUUCUACUAAUGGUCUAUACAAGUAGAAGUUUGGCCAUGUUUGCAGCAGCCCUUCUACCAACCUACCAAACUAGUGCAAUAUUUGCCCAAACAAUUUUUACAUUAUUCCUACUAUCUUCCGGUUACGUCAUUAAUCUCCGAAAUAUGUUUGUUGGCGUUAAAUGGAUAUCUAAAAUUUCCUAUUUAAAAUGGGGAUUUCAAGGAUUAUGCCAAAAUGAAUUUAGGGGUUUAAAGUUUGAAUGCACUUUACCACAUCCUGAUCAAUGUAUCAAAACGGGAGAAGAAGCAUUAAAGCUAUUUUCGUUGAAUGAACUUGAACCUUAUCAUUCGUGCAUAAUAAUAUCGAUUUUUAAUAGUGUCGGAUUUAGUUCAUCAUUUGACGCCCCCGUGUCAGACGUGGAAGAAAUCAUUGACAAUGAUUAUAAUGAUGAUGACGUUUUGCAAUUGAAAGUAGAUGGAUUAAAUUGCAUAAUUAACGAUUCAGAAUCGAUUGAUUGGAGAGAUAAACUAGUUAAUUUUGAAAUACCGUGGGACUGGAAGAAGACUAAAGUAAGAAAGAAACUGUUGAACAAUAUAAAUUUUACCGUCAAAUCUGGACAAAUGCUGGCUAUUUUGGGCAGUUCUGGUAGUGGAAAGACUACAUUAUUAGACGUUUUAUCUGGUAGACAAUCUUGCGCCGAAAUUACCGGGAGCGUUACGCCCGGGAGCAUUGCAAUGAAAAAACUCUCGGCCUACGUACGUCAAGAUGACCGUCUCCUACCCACAUUAACUGUAAAAGAGACUUUAAUGUAUGUUGCUAGACUGAAACUUCCACCUUCGUUUUGUAUGGAACUAAUAGAAAGUAGGGUGAUGGAGGUGAUAGAUAAUCUAGGGUUAGGUAAAGUUGCAGAUGAAAAGAUAGGAAAUGAAGAAAUACGGGGUAUAUCUGGCGGUGAGAGACGACGUGUUACAAUUGGCGUUCAAUUACUUCUUGAUCCAAGUAUUCUUUUCCUAGAUGAACCAACUUCCGGUUUGGAUAGUUUUACCGCUCAUUACAUAAUAAAGAUGUUAAAUAAAUAUUCAAUGGCGAAUAGAAUAGUGAUAUCUACAAUCCAUCAGCCUAGAAGCGAUAUAUAUAAAUUAUUUGAUCUCAUCCUACUCGUUAGUCAGGGAGAGCAAAUCUAUUUCGGUAAAGCUGACCAAAUGAUAGAUUAUUUUUCUACUCUGGGCUAUUCUUGUCCAUUAUUUACUAAUCCUGCUGAUUUCGUUCUUGACCUCAUCACCGUUGAUCGUGAUAGUAGGGAGAAAGAGAUAGCAUCUAUAAAUAAGAUAGUCGGACUAUCCAGGACAUUUUACUCAGAAGAUAGAACUAACUAUGCAACAAAUGAAUCUGGCUUUAUAACAGGACAAGAAAGUAAUAACAAUGCAAUGAAUAUGGAGUCAAUAUGGAAUGACACAGAAGCAUUUCAAUCGUUCAAUAGUGAAAGAUUUCAACAACAGUCUCAGAUAUUAUCGCAAGGGCUUUUUCAUGGGACUAGAAAUGGGUUUAAACAAUUUAAAUUAUUAUUAAAGAGAUCUUUAAAGAACAAUUGGUCAAAUAGGGAAUUCAUUGCUAUCCAAGCGAGCGAAGCAAUCUUUAUGUCAUUUAUUAUAGGCCUCGUUUAUUUCCGAUUACCACUGGAUCAACAGUCCAUAAAAGAUCGAUUCGGAUUAUUAUAUAUCAUUGGCGCUUUGUACCCAUAUUUGGUCAUCUUGGAUGUCCUAUGUCAAUGUUAG